UCAAACGUGAGUGGACUUCCUUAAAAGAGACUCUAAAUCAACGGUUAACAAGGUCGCCUGAUAAACAGAACACCGUUUGGGGGACUAUCGGCUAAUAAAGUUAAAGUCUAACUUCUAAAGUGAUUUUUAAACCAAUGUAGCUCUUGAUUAUCGUCGAAUUAGCAAGCUAGGACAAAGACAAACCAGGAAACACAGCGUGUCAUUUUGGUCCACAGACGGAGAGAGAACUACCUUGGUAAAAAAUUCCCACCAUCCACUGAGAGAGAACAGACACUGGAGAGAAAACUGGAGUGCUACUACUUCAACCUGCUGUUGACUCCACACGCUGGGUACGGAGAGAGAACUACCUUGGUAAAAAAUUCCCAACAUCCACUGAGAGAGAACAGACACUGGAGAGAAAACUGGAGUGCUACUACUUCAACCUGCUGUUGACUCCACACGCUGGGUCAUUUCACAAACACAAUGGCUUCCAGAUCAGAGGAGGAUCUCUCCUGUUCUGUCUGCUGUGAUAUCUUCAAAGAUCCUGUUGUCCUGUCAUGCAGCCACAGCUUCUGUAAAGACUGUCUGAAGAAAUGGUGGAGUGAGAAACAAGAACGUGAGUGUCCAGUUUGUAAGAGAAAAUCAAGGAGUCGACCAACAUGUAACCUGGCUUUAAAGAACCUGUGUGAGUCCUUCUUACUGGAGAGAGAUCAGGAAGCUUCAGAGACUCUCUGCAGUCUGCACUCUGAGAAACUCAAACUCUUCUGUCUGGACCAUCAGCAGCCGGUGUGUGUCGUCUGCAGAGAUUCAAAAACACACAACAACCACAGAUUCAAACCCAUCAAUGAAGUUGCACAGGAUCUCAAAGAGGAGAUCCAGAAAUCCCUGAAGCCCUUAAAGGAGAAACUGAAGCUCUUUGAACGAGUGAAAGGAAACUGUGAUCAAACAGCAGAACACAUAAAGGUCCAGGCCCAAGAAACAGAGAGGAAGAUUAAGGAGCAGUUCAAGAAGCUUCACCAGUUUCUAGAGGAGGAAGAGGAGGCCAGGAUCUCUGCUCUGAAGGAGGAAGAGAAGCAGAAGAGUGAGGUGAUGAAGGAGAAGAUGGAGGCUCUGAGCAGAGAGAUAGCAGCUCUUUCAGACACAGUCAGAGCCACAGAGGACCAGCUGAGAGCUGAAGACGUCUCAUUCCUGAACAACUACAAGGCUGCAGUGAAAAGAGUCCAGCAGCGCCCCCUGCUGGAGGAUCCACAGCUGCUCUCAGGAGCUCUGAUAGACGAGGCCAAACACCUGGGCAACCUGACCUACAACAUCUGGAACAAGAUGAAGGACAUGGUCUCCUGCAGUCCUGUGAUUCUGGAUCCAAACACUGCUGCUUCAGUACUCAUCCUGUCUAAAGAUCUGACCAGUGCGAGACGUGGAGAGAGACAGAAGCUUCCUAAUAAUCCAGAGAGGUUUGAUACCCAUCACCCUGUCCUGGGCUCUGAGGGGUUUAACUCAGGAACUCACAGCUGGGAUGUUGAAGUUGGAGACAGUAAAUGCUGGUUUCUGGGUGUGGCGACAGAGUCUGUCAAGAGGAAGGGGAGAGUUCGGUCUGACAUAUGGAGCAUAGGAUUCUCAAAUGGUAAAUAUAAAGCCUUCUCUCCAUCCACCCAAACAAUCAUUGUCGGAGUGAAGAAGAACCAAGAGAGGAUCAGAGUAAAACUGGACUGGGAAGGAGGACAACUGUCGUUCUCUGAUCCUGACACCAACACACACAUCCAAAACUUCAAACACACGUUCACUGAGAGGAUGUUUCCAUACUUCAGUAAUAGUGAUGAAUUCCCAAUUAAGAUUUUACCAAAGGAGGAGGAUGAUGACGAGGUCGACGACGAUGAUGAUGAUGAUGAUGAUGAAGAUGAUGAUGAUGAUGAUGAUGAUGAUGAUGAUGAUGAUGAUGAUGAUGAUGAUGAUGAUGAUGAUCAUGAUGAUGAUGAUGAUGAUGAAUACAACAGAUACAGCGAUAACAGCCAUCGUUUUUCUCAAAGGUGGGUCAAUCAUUUUUUGUAAGAAAUGUUAUUGUAGUUGACCAUGAAUUAAUUGUCAAUCAGGAGAACCGAAAUAGAAGAACAAAAGGAAAAACAUGUGAGACAAACACGGGACAAUCGAACUGAUAAGAAUCAUUUUUUAUUUUACUUAGUCUGUUAGAUGUCUGAUUUUUCAUGAUGCUCGUGAUUUAGGAAACUUAAGUUGACGCUGCUCUUCUGUCACGUUGAAUAAGAAAAUCAAAAUGUAAAUGACUGAUGAUGUACGUUAGAAUAAUAAUGUCUUUUGAUGAUACUGUCUUUAAGAAGAGUUUUCAGACUUUUGAAACACUGAUUCAUGUUAAUCUCAUUGUGAGAGCAAAAGAAUGAGCAAGAAUGUUGUUGGUGUGAAUUCAAUCUGGGACGAAACACACUGGCAGCGUAGCUUCAGAGUGUGAUUUCGGCUACAAGACUUUUGGAUGUAUUUUCUUUUUGAUUACAUAUUUCAAAAGUUUUUGGUCAAAAUGAGACGUUCUUGACAUGCAAAGUUAUCUUUUAAACGGACAAACAUCAUAUGUGUCAUUCAGGGCACAAUUCAUAUGACUCUCGCCAUUGACUACUAUAUAUGUUUUUGCCAGUUGCCAUGGUAGUUGACCGUUCAUAAACACUUGUCAUACUUUUAUCUCAAUAAAUCCAUCAC
Anoplopoma fimbria (sablefish) is the source of this 2679-nucleotide messenger RNA. RefSeq names its product nuclear factor 7, ovary-like. NCBI's taxonomy places the organism in Eukaryota, Metazoa, Chordata, Actinopteri, Perciformes, Anoplopomatidae. The coding region runs from base 463 to 2025 and encodes 520 amino acids. Gene Ontology annotation, molecular function: zinc ion binding; protein binding. The transcript has 3 exons. The record is from RefSeq and is a predicted model, not a curated record.